AUGAAUUGUUUAUCAAGCGCUUCAGUGCAGAAUAUAGCACCUCUACAAACUUAUUGGCGUAAUGAACAUGACCCAGACCUGCUUAUUUCUGUGUUUAAUACUAUUGAUCCUAAUCAUAAAAUAUUUGAAAUAAUGAAGGCUGGAUAUCUCGUUUUCCUCCCCUCUCCAUAAGUGAACAAUUUUUAUAAAAUUUACGCAUAAAUUUUAUAGUAAUUUUUUUAUUCAAAAAAAAUUUCAAUUUGUAAAAUAAAUUUACUUUGCAAAAUUUAAGUUUUAACAAGUAAGGUUUUAAAAUAAAACAGAGCUCACUUAUAUAUAAUUUUUUUUUCUAUAAAAAAUAUUUGUACGCCCACAGAGGUGGGCUUUUACCAAAAAAUAGGAUUUUUCAAUAGUUUUGUUCGCUCACAGGGGGUGCGGAGUUAGAUAGGCCAAUAUAUGAUCAAAUAAGAGCUAAAGAUGAUGCUUGUGUGCUACUGCUUCAUGCUGGAUACUUGACACCUUAUGAGAAAUAA
Molecule: messenger RNA, 512 nt
Organism: Blepharisma stoltei
Lineage: Eukaryota; Ciliophora; Heterotrichea; Heterotrichida; Blepharismidae
Source: the annotation of a GenBank genome assembly